GGUCUCAGCAUGCACCUCGGGUACCUCAUCCUCGCAGCCUUCCUGAGGCAACCACUGGGCACCAUGGGACAGACCACUGUCACCCAGCAAGAAGGAGAAAUCACAAUACAGGAAGGAGGCACCUUUCAGACCACAUGCAUGUACCAGAUUUCUAAUUUUGAAAGCCUGCAGUGGUACCAGCAGAGGAAAGGCCAAGCUCCUCAGCUGGUCUUGUUUCAGGCAGCAGCUGGCUCCAAGCACAGAGGCCGUCUCACCACCUUGCUGAAUACCACAGGGAAAUACAGCCUCCUGCAGCUGGAGGAGGUCGAGGGCUCUGACAGUGCCUUGUACCUCUGUGCUGUGGAUGACACCCUGGAAAUAUUGUGUGAUUCUGACUAUGACUAUGGCAAGGUGACCUUUGGCUCAGGGACCAGACUGUCCGUCCAACCACAUAUUACUCCAUCUCCUUCAGCCUACAGGUUGGCCUCUAAAGAUGAUGAUGAGUUGGAAAUGUGCCUUAUCACAGAUUACUCCCCUGAAGACCUUACUCUUAACUCAACUGAUAAACAAACAAGUGCUAUUGUGGAGAUGGAAACACCUGAGAACAAGCGUGAAGCAAGCUACCUGGCAACCUACUGGGCCAAGAAAGAUGAAAUGCAGUGUGAUGCAAACCAUGAGGGCUUUGGAAAACUGGAGGGCAAAGAUCCUGAAAGUGGUACAAGCAGUGUCUGUGUUACUGGGGUGGCUCUACACUUCAGGACAGAUGAAAACCUGAACAUCCUGUCUUUAUCACAGCUUGGCCUGAAAAUAGUUUUAAUGAAAGGAAUAAUUUUUAAUGUGCUGAUGACUAUGCUUAUGUGGAAAAAAAAGUGAGUAUACAUGGGUGGUAAAAACUGUCAAAAAAUAUCUGGAUCAGAUCAUUAGCUAUGAAUGUUCCUUCUCUCUGUAAGAACAGUUUAUGCAGCUUCUCCAUACACCAUUUGUCUACCAACAGUAUAACCUCUCCACUUCUUUGGCCACAAUCAUUUUUUUUUCCCACCCUUCAAGCCUAUUUAUUUUUGCUUAUCCGCAAGUAAAUUUAACUUCGUCUUGUUUCUACAUACCUCUCCCUUCAUUUUCUACAGCUAUCUCUUCCCUUGUCUGCUUUCAUCCAUCCCCUAAGCAGU
Messenger RNA from Calypte anna (Anna's hummingbird), 1145 nucleotides. RefSeq names its product M1-specific T cell receptor alpha chain. The coding region runs from base 10 to 852 and encodes 280 amino acids. Lineage: Eukaryota; Metazoa; Chordata; Aves; Apodiformes; Trochilidae. The transcript has 6 exons. The record is from RefSeq and is a predicted model, not a curated record. Gene Ontology annotation, molecular function: peptide antigen binding.